AUGGGCCUCCUGGGCUCUGCCGAGCUGCACCCCAGCCCUGCUUACCGGGUGAUUACUCUGGAAGGCUGGGUGGAGAUCAUGUACUAUGUGAUGGAUGCUCAUUCCUUCUACAACUUCAUCUAUUUUAUCCUGCUUAUCAUAGUGGGCUCCUUCUUCAUGAUCAACCUGUGCCUCGUUGUCAUAGCGACCCAGUUCUCGGAGACCAAGCAGCGGGAGCACCGGCUGAUGCUGGAGCAGCGGAAGCGCUACCUGUCCUCCAGCACGGUGGCUAGCUACGCGGAGCCCGGCGACUGCUACGAGGAGAUCUUCCAGUACGUCUGCCACAUCCUGCGCAAGGCCAGGCGCCGGGCCCUGGGCCUCUACCAGGCCCUGCAGAGCCGGCGCCAGGCCCCAGCCCCGGGGGCGCCCACCCCUGCCAAGCCCGGGCCCCACGCCAAGGAGCCCAGGCGCUACAAGCUGUGCCCUCAACACAGUCCCCUGGACCCGACGCCCCACACGCUGGUGCAGCCCAUCUCCACCAUGCUGGCCUCCGACCCGGCCAGUUGCCCCCGCUGCCGGCAUGGGGCGAGCCGGCGGCCCUCGGGCCCGGGCAGCACCGACUCGGGCCAGGAGGGCUCGGGCUCUGGUGGCUCAGGUGGUGGCUCGGAGGAGGCCGAUGGGGACGGAGCCCGGAGCAGCGACGAUGGGGCCUCGUCAGGGCUCGGGAAGGAGGACGAGGAGGAGCAGGCAGACGGGGCCACCCGGCUGUGCGGGGAUGUGUGGCGGGAGACUCGAGCCAAGCUCCGAGGCAUUGUGGACAGCAAGUACUUCAACCGGGGCAUCAUGAUGGCCAUCCUGGUCAACACCGUCAGCAUGGGCAUCGAGCACCACGAGCAGCCCGAGGAGCUGACCAACAUCCUGGAGAUCUGCAACGUGGUCUUCACCAGCAUGUUCGCCCUGGAGAUGCUCCUGAAGCUGGCCGCCUUUGGGCUCUUUGACUACCUGCGCAACCCUUACAACAUCUUUGACAGCAUCAUUGUUAUCAUCAGCAUCUGGGAGAUUGUGGGGCAGGCGGACGGCGGCCUGUCGGUGUUGCGGACCUUCCGGCUGUUGCGGGUGCUGAAGCUGGUGCGCUUCAUGCCCGCACUGCGGCGCCAGUUGGUGGUGCUCAUGAAGACCAUGGACAACGUGGCCACCUUCUGCAUGCUGCUCAUGCUCUUCAUCUUCAUCUUCAGCAUCCUUGGGAUGCACAUCUUUGGCUGCAAAUUCAGCCUCCGCACAGACACGGGAGACACCGUCCCCGACAGGAAGAACUUUGACUCCCUGCUCUGGGCCAUUGUCACGGUGUUCCAGAUCCUCACCCAGGAGGACUGGAACGUUGUCCUCUACAAUGGCAUGGCCUCCACCUCCCCUUGGGCCUCCCUCUACUUUGUCGCCCUCAUGACCUUCGGCAACUAUGUGCUCUUCAACCUCCUGGUGGCCAUCCUGGUGGAGGGCUUCCAGGCAGAGGGUGACGCCAAUCGCUCCUACUCGGACGAGGACCAGAGCUCAUCCAACAUGGAGGAGUUUGACAAGCUUCAGGAGGGCCUGGAUGGCGGUGGAGAUCCCAAGCUCUGCCCAAUCCCCAUGACCCCCAAUGGGCACCUGGACCCCAAUCUCCCGCUGGGUGGACAUCUGGGCCCCGCCGCGGCUGCAGCACCCGCCCCCCGCCUCUCGCUGCAGCCGGACCCGGUCCUGGUGGCCCUGGGCUCUCGCAAGAGCAGUGUCAUGUCACUGGGCAGGAUGAGCUAUGACCAACGCUCACUGUCCAGCUCCCGGAGCUCCUACUACGGACCGUGGGCCCGCAGCGGGGCCUGGGCCAGUCGCCGCUCCAGCUGGAACAGCCUGAAGCACAAGCCACUGUCGGCCGAGCACGAGUCCCUGCUCUCGGCGGAGCGCGGCGCAGUGCGGAUGGUGGGCCGCUGUGCGGAUACCAAGGUGAUGCCCGAGCCCUGA
Molecule: messenger RNA, 1974 nt
Organism: Leptonychotes weddellii (Weddell seal)
Lineage: Eukaryota; Metazoa; Chordata; Mammalia; Carnivora; Phocidae
Source: RefSeq, a predicted model, not a curated record